Molecule: messenger RNA, 1485 nt
Organism: Blepharisma stoltei
Lineage: Eukaryota; Ciliophora; Heterotrichea; Heterotrichida; Blepharismidae
Source: the annotation of a GenBank genome assembly
AUGGGAACUCUAGAAGAAUUCAAAGCAUUUGCUGACCAAAAUGCUAUUCCAGUGAGUGUAAUUCCUUGAAAAAAUCUUCGGAUUCUUGAAGUUGAAGAACAAGAGAUUGAUUCAUAUUCCAUAAUUGUCAAGCUCGAAUUUUCUGAAAAAGGUUUAACUCGAUUUCUGAUAGAAGAAUUAACAUUCAUAAGCAAUAGCAAUGUUCCUUUCGAUUUCCUUCAAAACAUCACAGGAGAUGCAAAAGGUUUCGCUCUUGAAGGAAGGUCGACUUUAGUUUAUAACUCGAUUCAUCAAACAAUUGACCCUCAAAAGAGAACCCCAGAAAUAAUUUUUUUCAAAGUUGGCGAAGUUGUGAGAGAACUAAUACCAUUCUUAAAUUUAGCAAAGGCGCAUUAUGAAGAAUAUAAAAUACAGAAGGAAAGAGAAGAGCAAGUAAGACAGCAGCAAAAAGAAAGGGAGAGAGCUAAAAGGCUUGAAGCAUUUGAUGAUAAAAAUAGAACUAAUUUUUCUACCUUUGAAAAUGAUUUUUUUACUCCCCCCCCCCUCCGUGAGUGAACAAAAAAAUUUUGUUCACUCACGGAGGGGGGUUAAUUUUAUUUUUGUUUAAAAAAUUUAUAUAUAAAUUUUAUAAAAAAUAUUUUUUUCGAAAUUUAAAAAAAUCCCUAAUUCGCAAAAAUUGGAAAGCAAAUAUUAAUUUAAUUUAUAAAAUUUAUGUUUUUAAAACGCAAUUUGUUAAAAAUUCAACAGAAUUAGCUCUAGAUUUCAUUAUGCUAAUUAUCACUUAUAUAUCAAAAUUUUUUCCAUAAAAAUUUUUCUAUUAAAAAAAUUUUUGUUCACUCACGGAGGGUGGGUUUUUGGGCAAAAAAUGCCGAUUUUUCUAAUGGUUUUGUUCACUCACGGAGGGGGGGGAGUUUAGAAAAUUUAUUUCAAAAGUAUAAAUAUAAGACGUUUUAAAGAUAAAAAUAUAAGAAUUAUAAAAAAAAUAUUUUGAGAGGGUAGCCACAAGCCUUUAGUAGAAAUGUGUCAACUGCUAAGGUGGCUAACGAAGUUAUCAAGAAAAAUGAGUCUGCCGGAAAAGGAUUAGAAAAAAUACCUAAAGCAGUCGUUGUAAAUGAAUACAAUUUUGCUGAUAUUUUCAAUCAACCGAAACCUGCUGACUUUUAUGAAUAUACAGCUAUUACUUCAAUCAAAGAGCAGGGAUUUUACCAGAUUGAUUUUCUAUAUUUCUAUGACAAAGUAUGCAAAUAUAACGAAGAAACAGGAAAUUAUCUCAAAUUUUCAAUUGACCUCAAAGCUAAAACAUGCAAAGACUUCUUCGAUGCCCUUUUUGUUUUUCAAUCUCAAUUUUUCAGGACUAUCAAUCUGUACUUCAGUUCCAAAGCCCAAAGCAAAGCCAAAAACAGAUUAAAAAUUAAAACAAAUGGGCAACUUUCAGAUGAGUACGAAUCAAUCGAUGUUUCAAGCUAUUUGGAUGCAUUAAAUUAA